AUGUCUCGAAACAGGGUACCUACGGGGCCAAGGUUUCAGUCUUUGGCGUUGGACAAGGCGGGAAAGUCCAAAUACCGCUACCUAGAGUUCAAGUACUUGUACUUCCAGGUGCAGAAGCUCAUCCACAAGAAGGUGGUGCUUAGUUUGAAAUAUGAGCAGAUGAGGACGCCCGAGAUCAGAACAGCUUUGAUAAAGCCUAUAGUGCAGAGGUUGGUGGAGAUCGCCAAACUUUCUUCUUUGCAAGCGGUGUUUAAUGGCCAGGUCUCUGGCGCUCAAUUUGACAUCUUUGAUACCCCACAGUUUGCUCCAGUCUCUUACGGCUCAGUGCAAUCAGAAACUCAGGGUUUGGGCUCCCAGGGCCCUAAUGCAUUGUCGUCGAGCCUUAUAUACGUGCUUUUGCUUCUACGGUACGAGUUCAUGAUCCAGAUGGAGAGCAACUUCGUCAUGUACGAUUUGCUCCUGACCAAGGCCAAUAUCUGUGAAGUUUUGGCAAUCAGAAUGCUUCGAGAAUACCGCUCAGACAGCCGCAUCAACUUGUUGUUUGUCAAUCCAAUGGGACUUCGGCAUGGCCACGAAGAAAACCAGAUCUUGAAAGACACGAAGCACUUGGACAGCUUCAACACGCUCGAGCUUUCUAUUCUCACCAAAUCCAAGAAGUUCUUGUCUCAGCCGGUUAUCGUUCACAUCAUGGAGCGGAUCUACAACGGAGAGCUCAUUAUCAUGGAGCAGGCAGGUGGUCAGGAGAACAGCUGGCUUGGUAUCUUGGGUGGAUCAAACGCACAAAAGAAGAAUGACUUUGAGCUUCCGACUGUUCCAGAGGAGCAGGAGUCUGAGAAGAACAUCGUCGAUUACAAGUACAACAAGGUCACGUUGAAAAAGGUGGUGUUCAGGUCCCACAUUGUACCGAAGUACCAGUCCAUCGUGAUCAACCUCAAAUAUGCAUUCCUCACGCUCCUCUUCUUUAUCCUUGUUCUUCGACACAAGGAACAUUGGACGGUUGAGGUUGGCGAGACGGUAUUCAGCAAGUUGUUCUCGUUUUUGUUCUGGUCAGUUGCGCUCAGUUUCAACUUUGACAACCUCCAGAAGCUCCUCCAUAUCGAGUUCAAGUUCCUCAAGAAGAUCGUGUGGACUUACUUUGACUUGUUGAUAGUGGCGCUCAUUGACGUUUCUUUCGUGCUUCGGGUACUACUUGGCCUUGGGAAAAUAGAUGCUACAGUCUACUAUAACUUUUUCAGCUUGAUCCCCAUCUUGCUUUUCCCAAGGAUGCUUUCGGUGUUCAACAACUACGAGUUCUUCAAUAUGAUGAUCUUGUCGUUCAAGAAGAUGUCUCUUUACAUGAUAGCCAUGUUCUCGCUCUUCGUGUCGCUCAUCUUCGGUUUCUUCUUGUGCUUCAUUAGUCUCACAAUAGACUUGACCGUGUACGAGGUUGCAUUUAGCAUGUUGAAGCUAUUCUUCGGCUUCACCCCAGCUGUGUGGGACAACUGGAACAGAUACAACAACUUGGGCAGGGUUGUUCAGCUUGCCUACUUGUUCUUAGUGCAGUUCAUCGUGGCAACCAUUCUUGCCAUUGUGCUUAGUAACGUCUUCACGGAAGUGACACUCAAGAACAAGGAGGAGUUUGAAUACAUCAAGACCACCAACCUCAUUAUCUACCUCAAAUGGGGCAAGUUGAAUUAUUCGAAAGACCCACAGAGGUCGCCGUUUUUGAUUGUGUUCAACGGAAUCGUGAGUGUCUUCAAGAUGCCCACCAUCAGCAUGAUCUAUUUGUAUGAGAUUCUUGUCAAGGACAACAAGCGGCUUUUGCAGAAGCAACAAAAGGAUCUCAAGCAUUUCACUUUCUUGAGUAAAGAGGAUGACUUCUACGCAGACAGCGAUAUGGUUAUGGCUGGACAGGCUCACGAUGAUGAUUCAGAUGUGAGCACACUUCGGAUGAAUUCGAGGAGAGGAUCACAUUUUGCCAUGCCCCAGAACACUAAUGGAGCUGGAAGGAACAUAUCGCAUGCAUCCAACGCUGUAAUAUUUGGCGCCCAGGACGACAACCGUACCCAUGCCACCUCAAUCCCACGGCAUCUCAUUCCAAAGUACUCGAUCAACACUUUAGGAGGAUUGCGUAACGCCUCGGAGGAUCUGGCGUUCCUUGAAGAUUUCCUAGGCAAACGGUACGGCAACUACGGCAAGAAACGGCGCAGAGUGAGAAGCAGAGGAGUCAGCGGAGAGAGCAGGCCCAAGAAGCGGCUGCAAAAGGCCGAUUUGGCUGCUGUGAUGGACAAGCUCAACCAGCUCGAGGCGAUGAUAUACGGAGGCGACCGCCGGGUCAGUCUGGAGUACAAAAGCGGUGGAGAAGAGAUGUACGAUCUAACUGAGGCCUUGAGUUGCGAGAGUGAUCCUGAUAACAGCGACAACAGCGACGACAGCGAUAUGUCGAGGAGUCUGUUUGGCACGAUAUAA
Molecule: messenger RNA, 2448 nt
Organism: Candidozyma duobushaemuli
Lineage: Eukaryota; Fungi; Ascomycota; Pichiomycetes; Serinales; Metschnikowiaceae
Gene: FGR29
Product: Fgr29p
Exons: 1
Coding region: 1-2448 (815 amino acids)
Source: RefSeq, a predicted model, not a curated record